AUGUCGAGGGCCAGGCAUUCUGAGCAACUGAGUCGCUCCUUACUUCCUACCCUGCCUGCCUCAUCGCCCUGCCUGCCCUGCCCGCCUCACCGCCCUGCCUCACCUCCCUCCCACUCUGCCUCACCGCCCGCCUCACCGCCCUGCUUCACCGCCCUCCCGCCCGCCCUGCCUGCCCUGCCCGCCUCAUCACCCUGCCUCACCGCCCUGCCUGCCCUGCCCGCCUCACCGCCCUGCCUCACCGCCCUCCCACUCUGCCUCACCGCCCGUCUCACCGCCCUGCUUCACCGCCCUCUCACCCGCCUCACCGCCCUGCCUCACCGCCUCUCCUCCCGCUCCUGCCUCCUUCACCGCCCUCUCACCCGCCCCACCGCCCUGCCUCACCGCCCUCCUCCCCCGCCUGCCUCACCGCCCUGCCUCCGCCCCUGCCUCAUCGCCUCUCCCUCCGCCCGCCUCCCGCCCUGCCUCACCGCCCUCUCACCCGCCUGUCGCCCUCUCAUCCGCCACCGCCCUGCCCUCACCGCCUCCCGCCCUCCCUCCCUCCCGCCCUGCCUGCCCUGCCUGCCUCACCGCCUCCCGCCCGCCUGCCUCACCAUCUCCCGCCCGCCCUGCCUCACCGCCUCUCUCCCGCCCGCCCUGCCUGCCCCUGCCCGCCUCAUCGCCCUACCUCACCGCCUCUGCCUGCCCUGCCCGCUCAUCGCCCUGCCUCACCGCCUGCCUGCCCUGCCCACCUCACCGCCCUGCCUGCCCUGCCCACCUCACCGCCCUGCCUGCCCUGCCCACCUCACCGCCCGCCUGCCCUGCCCGCCCCUCACCACCCUCCCCUCCCACCCUGCCUCACCGCCUGCCUGCCCUGCCCACCUCACCGCCCUGCCUGCCCUGCCACCUCACCGCCCUGCCUGCCCUGCCCGCUCACCACCCCCUCCCUCCCACCCUGCCUCACCGCCCUCCCGCCCGCCCCCUGCCUCAUCGCCCUGCCUCACCGCCCCCUGCCUGCCUCAUCGCCUGCCUCACCGCCUCUGCCUGCCCCUGCCACUCAUCGCCCUUCUGCCUCUCACCGCCCCUCCGCCGCUCUGCCUCAUCGCCCUGCCUCACCGCCUGUUGCACUGCCCACCUCAUCACCCUGCCUCACCGCCCUGCCUGCUCCUGCCCACCCUCACGCCUGCCUCACCGCCCUGCCUGCCCUGCCCACCUUAUCGCCCUGCCUCACCGCCUCUCACCCGCCACCGCUUCUUUCACCGCUUACCGCCUGCCUCACCGCGCCCUCCCUCCCGCCCUGCCUCCCCGCUUCUGCCUCACCGCGCCUCACCCGCCCGCCUCAUCCGCCUCUCACCCGUCUCACCGCCUCUCACCCGCCUCACCGCCCCUGCCUGCCCUGCCCACCUCACCCGCCAUGCCUGCCCUGCCCACCUCACCUCCCCCCGCCCUGCCCUGCCCGCCUCACCACCCUCCUCCCACCCUGCUCCUCACCGCCCUGCCUGCCCUGCCCACCUCACCGCCCUGCCUGCCCUGCCCACCUCACCGCCCUGCCUGCCCUGCCCGCCUCACCACCCUCCCCUCCCACCCCUGCCUCACCGCCUCCCCGCCGCCCCUGCCUCAUCGCCCUGCCUCACCGCCCUGCCUGCCCUGCCUCAUCGCCCUGCCUCACCGCCUGCCUGCCCUGCCCACCUCAUCGCCUGCCUCACCGCUCCCGCCCGCUCUGCCUCAUCGCCUGCUCACCGCCCUGCCUGCCCCGCCCACCUCAUCACCCUGCCUCACCGCCUGCCUGCCCUGCCCACCUCAUCGCCCUGCCUCACCGCCCUGCCUGCCCUGCCCACCUCAUCGCCCUGCCUCACCGCUCUCUUCUCCUCUCACCCGCACUCACCGCCUCCACCCGCCUCACCGCCUGCCUCACCAGCUUCUUCCUCCCGCCUGCUCUCACCGCCCUCUCACCCGCCUCCCCACCCUGCCUCACCGCCCUCUCACCCGCCUCCCCCGCCUGCCUCACCGCCCUCUCACCCGCCUCACCGCCCCUCUCACCCGCCUCACCGCCCUGCCUGCCCUGCCCACCUCACCACCCUCCCUCCCACCCUGCCUCACCGCCCUGCCUGCCCUGCCCACCUCACCGCCCCUGCCUGCCCUGCUCCCCUCACCGCCCUGCCUGCCCUGCCCGCCUCACCACCCUCCCUCCCACCCUGCUCUCACCGCCCUCCCGCCCGCCCCUGCCUCAUCGCCCUGCCUCACCGCCCCUGCCUGCCCUGCCUCAUCGCCCUGCCUCACCGCCCUGCCUGCCCUGCCCACCUCAUCGCCCUGCCUGCCCUGCCCACCUCAUCGCCCUGCUCUCACUGCCCUCUCACCCGCCUCACCGCCCUCUCACCCGCCUCCCGCCCUGCCUCACCGCCCUCUCACUCCGCCUCACCGCUCUCACCCGCCUCAUCGCCUCUGCCUCACCGCUUCUGCCUGCCCUGCCCGCCUCAUCGCCCCUGCCUCACCGCCCCUGCCUGCCCUGCCCACCUCACCGCCUCCCCCGCCCGCCCCUGCCUCACCGCUCCUGCCUCACCGCCCAUGCCUCCCGCUUCGCCCCUGCCUUACCACCCUCCCGCCCGCCUUCUGCCUCAUCACCCUGCCUCACCGCCCUGCCUGCCCUGCCCACCUCAUCGCCCUGCCUCACCGCCUCUGCCUGCCCUGCCCACCCUCAUCGCCCUGCCUGCCCUGCCACCCCUCAUCGCCCUGCCUCACCGCCCUGCCUGCCUGCCCACCUCACGCCCUGCCUCACCGCCCUGCCUCAUCGCCCUACCUCACCGCCUCCCGCCCGCCCUGCCUCACCGCCUCUGCUCACCGCCCCUACCGCCCGCCUGCUCUGCCCUGCCCCUGCCUCACCGCCUCCCACCACGCCUCACCGCCCUCCCGCCUGCCCUGCCUCACCGCCCUCCCGCCCGCCCCUGCCUCACCGCCCUCCCGCCCGCCUGCCUCACCGCCACUGCCUGCCCUGCCCACCUCAUCGCCCUGCCUCACCGCCCUGCCUGCCCUGCCCACCUCAUCGCUAAGCCUCACCGCCCUGCCUGCCCUGCCCACCUCCAUCGCCCUGCCUCACCGCCCCUGCCUGCCCUGCCCACCUCAUCGCUAAGUCUCACCGCCUGCCUGCCCUGCCCACCUCAUCGCCCUGCUCUCACCGCCCUGCCUGCCCUGCCCACCUCAUCGCCCUGCCUCACCGCUCUCUGCCUGCCCUGCCCGCCCUGCCACCCUGUCGUCCCCGCCUGA
Molecule: messenger RNA, 3237 nt
Organism: Oncorhynchus nerka (sockeye salmon)
Lineage: Eukaryota; Metazoa; Chordata; Actinopteri; Salmoniformes; Salmonidae
Exons: 2
Coding region: 1-3237 (1078 amino acids)
Source: RefSeq, a predicted model, not a curated record